AAUAGAUCACCAUACACUACAGUUUACUGGCAAGCAGCCCAUAAUACCCGCUAUGUCGGUUGCGUAGGCAGGUAGACGAUCGGCAACGCAUCGCCCCUAUGUUGUUCGCCAUAAUCUUUGGUGCAGCUGCACGACUGCUAGUUGCUUGGAGCGGGCUGGGGCGAUGGCUGGCGUGGCGCAUUGAGGUCUCAACCGCACCUAACAGCAACUUAGAGCUUCGCGAAGGCUUGGCGCUAUACCGUUUGGGCGUCUCGCCUUACAGCGGGUCUUCCUGUCGCAUUCCGCCCCUUGCAUUAUGGCUGUACGGCCCGCUGGCUGACCAUGACAUCUUGUACGUGCUUACAAACACCAUCCUGGACAUCCUGGCGGCAGUCCUGCUAUAUCGCCUAGCCUCGCAGCUGCUGUCCUCGGCCCGUGCGUCUCAAGCCCACAGCCCCGCCUCCAGCCCUGCUUCCACACCUCCCUCCGGUCCUUCAUCUCCACUGCCGGCUCUCCUCGCCUGGACCUACCUCCUCAACCCGCUAUCUCUAGCCACUGCAACCGCCGGCACCACCUCCUCCCUGGAGUCCCUGGCAGUGGUGGCGGCGUUGUACGGCAGUGCUACUGCUAAUGACAGCAGCAUUACUAAUAACGGCACCCGUACGACAGCAGCAGCAGGAGGUACCGGUAGCUCAGCUAUCGUACAAUACCACCGGCAGGGAGACAGCAGCCGUACAGCACCAGUGGUGGCGGCGCUGCUAGGUCUCGCGGUGGCGGUGUACUGCUCCCUGCACAAUGUCGUACUGCUGCUCCCCGUGGCCUGCUUGCUGUCGUACGGGGCUGAGGACGUGGCCGCUCCGCUGGCACAGCUGCUGACCAACCGCCAGACGCCUCAACCGCAACCGCAACGGUCGCAACCGCGGCAACAGCAGCAGCCGCCGUCACUAUCCGCAACGGGCGGCUCUGGGCAGGAAGACAGAGAGGAAUGCAAGGCGGAGAGAGAAGGAAACGUUGAGCGGGCGGAUCGGGAGGUGCGGGUGUUGGAGGAGAAAGAAGGUCAUGGGGUUGACCAGCAGGGGCCACAAGCGGCGGAGACGCCUGCUGCCGUUCCUUCCUCGCAGCUGCCGUCACCUUCUCCAGCCUCAUCUCCGUAUUCGCGGCAGCACCUACUGCCCUGGCGUACCCUGGCACGUUGUACGGCAGUGCUAGCCGCCUGGCUGCUACUGCUGGUGCUGCUAUCGGACCUCUACCUAACCCCGUUCAUGCCCUGGCCACCUCUAUCCCCACCGCAUUUGUCUGAGGUAGCGGCGCCCGCCAGUGCGACUGCGACUGCUGCUGCUGUCGGCGGCGGUGGCGGUGGUGGUGACAGCAGCGGCGGGCCCUGCCUCCCCGCUGCCGCGCAAGCGUUGACCCUCCUCGCCGCCAGAAGGCCGCAAUGGCAGUACUGGCCGUCGACCUCGCUGUUGCGAAGACUCUAUGGCAGCGUUUGGGCUUGGGCUUGGGUACCACCAGCCGCAGCAGCAACCCCAAACGAGGAUGCAAUGGCCUCCAUGACCCAUGGGUCGUCGCUGCUGUCGUCAUCCGCAUUGGCCACAUGCUGGAUCCCUCGGGUGUACGGCAGUCAGGUGUCGUACGACGACGCGACGCCCAAUGUGGGGCAGUGGUGGUACCUGGCGAUGGAGGGCUUCGAGGAUACCAAGCCCUACGUCAUCCUCCUCGCCCUCUCCCUCCUCCUGGCGCCAGCCGCGCCCCUGGCCUUCCGCCUCGGCCCUCGCCGCCCCCUCGCCCUCUUCCUCAUCCAACUCCUCUGCAUCUCCCUCCUCAAACCCUACCCCUCCGUGGCUGAUCUGGGGCUCUUCCUCUCCCUGCUACCACUACUUGUACGACAACAGCUCGCCCUGCCUGCCGUACAAGAGCGGUUGCUACUGCUUCCAGCCAGUUUGCUGUUGCUUGCCGUACUGGGACCCGCCAUGCAGCGCAUGUGGUUGUCGUACGAGAGCGCAAACAGCAACUUUUACUACUCCAUUACGUUAUGUUACGGCGCAUGGCAGGUGGUGGUGUUAGGGCUGUUGCUUGAAGGGACGUUGCGGAUAGACCGAAUGAUGCGGGGGAAGGAGGAGGUGGUAAGCGGCAGCACGUGAGGGGCCAUGGUCGGAACUUACUUGCUGCGUUUCUGAAUCGGUACUGAUGUUUUUGACCUCCUGGCUCGUACGGGAACAUUGAGCGCACGUACAGACUUCAACUGUGACUGCAUUUCCAGUCGAGCCCCUCCACACAAGCUCCAUACCACUUGGCAAAGCUACACAAGCUUUCCAGACAACACUCGUCCCUCAGACCUGCUCAUAACGCCCUUCGUUGCA
Messenger RNA from Astrephomene gubernaculifera, 2339 nucleotides. The record is from the annotation of a GenBank genome assembly. NCBI's taxonomy places the organism in Eukaryota, Viridiplantae, Chlorophyta, Chlorophyceae, Chlamydomonadales, Astrephomenaceae.